Messenger RNA from Talpa occidentalis (Iberian mole), 5745 nucleotides. It is a transcript of the gene AFAP1L1, whose product is annotated as actin filament associated protein 1 like 1. NCBI's taxonomy places the organism in Eukaryota, Metazoa, Chordata, Mammalia, Eulipotyphla, Talpidae. Gene Ontology annotation, molecular function: SH3 domain binding. The coding region runs from base 53 to 2344 and encodes 763 amino acids. The record is from RefSeq and is a predicted model, not a curated record. The transcript is spliced from 19 exons. Gene Ontology annotation, cellular component: cytosol.
CCGCCGCCUCCCCGCUGGAGCCCGGCGCCCCGCGCCCGGGAUCGCUGGCGCCAUGGACCGAGGCCGGGUGCUGGAGGAGCUGCUUCCCGAGAUCACCGGGCUGCUCAGCCUCCUGGACCAUGAGUACCUCAGUGACACCGCCCUGCAGAAGAAGAUGGCCGUGGCCUCCAUCCUGCAGAACCUGCAGCCCCUCCCAGCCAAAGAAGUCUCCUACCUGUAUGUGAACACAGCAGAUCUCCACUCCGGGCCCAGUUUUGUGGAGUCCCUCUUUGAGGAAUUUGACUGUGACCUGAGUGACCUUCGCGACAUGCCGGAGGACGAGGGGGAGCCCAGCAAAGGAGCCAGCCCUGAGCCAGCCAAGAGCCCGUGCCUGAGAAAUGCCACGGACCUGCCUCCACCUCUCCCCAACAGGCCUCCUCCUGAGGACUACUAUGAGGAGGCCCUUCCCCUUGGGCCUGGGAAGGCCCCCGAGUACAUCAGCUCCCACAAUGGCUGCAGCCCCGCCCACUCCAUCAUGGAUGGCUACUAUGAGGAUGCUGACAGCAGCUACCCUGCCACCAGGAUGAACGGGGAGCUGAAAAACUCCUACAAUGACUCUGACGCGAUGAGCAGCUCCUACGAGUCAUAUGAUGAGGAAGAAGAGGAAGGAAAGGGGCCGCAGCCCACGCACCAGUGGCCCUCGGAAGAGGCCUCCAUGCACUUGGUGAGGGAUUGCAGGAUAUGUGCCUUCCUGCUGCGGAAGAAGCGCUUCGGGCAAUGGGCCAAGCAGCUGACUGUCAUCAAGGAGGACCAGCUCCUGUGUUACAAAAGCUCCAAGGACCAGCGGCCACACCUGAGGCUGGCACUGGACACCUGCAGUGUCAUCUAUGUUCCCAAGGACAGCCGGCACAAAAGGCAUGAGCUGCGCUUCUCCCAAGGGGCUACCGAGGUCUUGGUGCUGGCUCUGCAGAGCCGGGAGCAGGCCGAAGAGUGGCUGAAGGUUAUCCGAGAGGUGAGCAAGCCCGUCAAAGCAGAGGGAGUGGACACACCCAGAUCCCCAGUCCUCCUGUGCAGGCUGGACCCGGACAAGAGACUGUCCCAAGAGAAGCAGACCUCAGACUCUGACAGCCUGGGCAUGGCUGACAACUGCUCAAGUCUUGGCCGUGAACAUGGCAAGGGGAAGAAGAGCAGCCUGGCAGAGCUGAAGGGCUCAAUGAGCAGGGCUGCGGGCCGCAAGAUCACCCGCAUUAUCAGCUUCUCCAAGAAAAAGGCGCUGGCUGAUGACCUGCAGACGUCCUCCGCUGAGGAGGAGGUUCCGUGCUGUGGUUAUCUGAACGUGCUGGUGAACCAGGGCUGGAAGGAGCGCUGGUGCUGCCUGAAGUGCAACACACUGUAUUUCCACAAGGACCGUGCAGACCUGCGCACCCACGUGAACGCCAUUGCCCUCCGAGGCUGUGAGGUGGCCCCGGGCUUUGGCCCCAGGCACCCCUUUGCCUUCAGGAUCCUGCGCAAUCAGCAGGAGGUCGCCAUCCUGGAGGCGAGCUGCUCCGAGGACAUGGGCCGCUGGCUUGGACUGCUGCUGGUGGAGAUGGGCUCCAGAGUCACCCCUGAGGCGCUGCACUAUGACUACGUGGACGUGGAGACCUUAACAAGCAUCGUCAGCGCCGGGCGCAACUCCUUCCUAUAUGCAAGAUCCUGCCAGGAUCAGUGGCCCGAGCCCCGGGUCUACGAUGACGUCCCUUAUGAGAAGGUGCAGGACGAGGAGCCUCCGCGGCCCACAGGGGCCCAGGUGAAGCGCCAUGCCUCCUCCUGCAGUGAGAAGUCCCAUCGAGUGGACCCACAGGUCAAAGUCAAGCGGCAUGCCUCCAGUGCCAACCAGUACAAGUAUGGUAAGAACCGAGCUGAGGAGGAUGCCCGGAGAUACUUGGUAGAAAAGGAGAAGCUGGAGAAAGAGAAGGAGACCAUACGGACCGAGCUGAUGGCGCUGCGGCAAGAGAAGAAGGAGCUGAAGGAAACCAUCCGGAGCAACCCAGGAGCAAAAUUAAAGGUUCUGGAGGAGGCCAUGGCCACCCUGGAAGCUCAGUGUAGAGCAAAGGAGGAGCGCCGGAUCGACCUGGAGCUGCGGCUGGUGGCUGUGAAGGAGCGUUUGCAGCAGUCCUUGGCAGGGGGCCCGGCCCUGGGGCUCUCUGUGAGCAGCAAGAACAAGAAUGGGGAAACUGCAAAUAAACCCCAGAACACCACCUCAGAGCAACCUCUCCCCGUCAACUGUGUUUCUGAGCUGCGGAAGAGGAGUCCGUCCAUUGUAACCUCCAGCCAAGGAAGGGUGCUGCAGAAAGCCAAGGAAUGGGAAAUGAAGAAGACCUAGAAAGAAGAGAAUUUCAUCCAAAGGAAAUAUCAACUUGUCCAUCCAAGACAGAAAAGCUUUUUUUCACUGGGUGACACCAAAAGACUGGAAGUAGCCCCCACUCUCCUGGACACCCAAAAGACCAGCCUUUAUUGUCUACAUGAUUACAGGGGACAUGGGGAGGGAAGAAGUAGAAUGGAAGAGGGGAAUGGAGGACAUCCCUAUAACUUUACAGAGGAUGGAAAAUGGGGGUGAAGGGAGAUGAAAUUUGCACAGUUUAAAGGUUUUGUUGGAUGUCUUUGCCUUCUCUUCUAAAGGAGAAAUGAAAGCGUGUCAAUAAGCCAUUCCAUCCUUUCUCAGCAUCCUAUGCCCAGGCCUUAGGGCAAUGGAAGGCAGUGCUAAGGCAUCCACAGUGCUGUGUUGAGCCGAGGCGUGAUCAUCUGAUCACACUUGUGCCAGGUGGAUUCAUUGGGUAUUACUGACAACCUCCAGGCAAGACAGAUAGGCUGAAAUAUCAAUAGAAUCAUCCCUGCCUGCAUAAAGGUAAACCAAAGAAAUUCAGAUGACUAUGUCUUUGUCCUCAUCUUGCAUUCAGAUACCCACCUAGUCUUCCCUUCCCUAUCUGCUAUCAAGAAAAACAUGUGGUUCAUUUCUGCCACAUGGGUGCUAAGCAUUGUAUAAACCCUCGAUACUUUUAUAGGGAAGUAAAAACCCCAACUCCUAGGAAGUCUCUACUACCUGAGCCAUUCACUACUUGCCAAACACUCUAAGCACUUUAUAGGUGUUUACCAUGUUUCCUUCCAAUAAAGAUAAAGCUGUUAACUGUAAUUGUUCAGGAGCUAGAUCAAGGGAAAUGCCAGAAUAACCUCUGGGCACUUUGCUAACAGCUUUACAUGGUUCCCCUACCUACAGCUUUAUUACAUAAACCUCAUCCAAACUUUACCAUCCCAUGAGGUGGAAAAGAAGUUAACCACAACCACCCAGCUGGUCAGUGGCAGAGCGUAAAUCUUACGAAACUGGAUUCAGACAGGACUGGGUUUGAGUAGCUUUUGCUACUUACCAGUUGUCUUUGGGAAAGUUACUUGACCUCUUUUUUUUUUUCCCCUUACCUAUAAAAACCAGGUUAACAAUUGCACUUCCUUCCCAAGACUGUUGGGGAAUUUAGUGAGAUAAUACAUUGGAAGCAAUGUGCAGUAUAUAGGAAAUAUGAAAUGCUCAAUCAAAAGUGGCUUUUAUUAUUAGCUAGAUGAUAAGUGUCUGACUCAAAAUCCCAUAUUCUUUCAACUGAAGAAGAAAUGAUCUUUCCAUGGUAAAUAUAGCCAUCGAAAGCUAAAAGGCAACCAAUCUUUUAGUGACAGUUUUCACCCAGAUUUAAUUUGCAAUGAAAAAGAAACUCACAUAACCCGGAUUGUCAAUGUUUUUUAAAAUGCAGGUUCUGGAAAGAUACCCAGCAUUCAUAACUCUGUUCUUAGUGUAUGACAGUCUUUUUCAUGCAGUCAUUUUGGAAGUGAGUGUCUUUUCACACCAACAGAUUUCACACUCUUUGAAAGGUGGAACCCCAGAUAAUUAAUAAUCAACAAUUAUCAUGUUAGCCAGGGUCAACUCCACAGGCAUGUAAUCCACACAUGGAGUACCAUGCUUGGUUUAAUGCUCUGCUGUUGCCCUCUUAAUAAUUUUUGAACAAGGAACUCUACAUUUUUCCUUUUGCCCUUUAAAUUAUGUAGCUAGUCUUGGUACUACUAAUUACAUUUGCAGGCAUUAUCUUUAGUCUUCACUAAAACCCUGUUAGAAAUAUUCUAUUACCGCUUUUCACAGUUAAGGAAAUAAAGUCCAGAGAGGUUAGGUGACUUGCUGAAACGCACAGGAAGGGGUGAAGUCAUCAUGUGAAUACAAGAAGCCUGAUGCUAGAGCCCUUCCUCCUAGUUCUGGGGCUCUGUUCAUCCAUUUCUCCCAUUCCCCUUGCACGGCAACAUUCUAGCACACUAGCACUUAAUAAAUACAUGAACAAAUGGAUGCAUGUUUGCAACACAUGUGGUAUAAAUUGGACAGCUAAGAGAAUUGUAAACAAAAUGACUAAGCAUGGAUGCCAGUUCCUGCUUUUUAAAACACUUGGUUAUUUUUCCAAAGUACUGGCACAUGAGUCAGAGGUAGACUUGAAGCUCUGUCUUUCCCAGCACUGCCACGUCUUUGUACUGUUAAGAAUCCUUGUGUUGCUAGCCCGUUCAUCAGCAAUCUGAGCCUUUAUCUUUCUCCUGUGUAAAAGGGAAUCAUAAUCAUUCUUUAAACCAUGUGGCUUUUCUCUGAAGGCUGAAAGGAAACAUAAGGUAUUGAGCAAGGCCUUGGAUAGAAUAUAAAGAUGCAAAAUACUCCAGCUCUAUCUUCAUGGAAUUCAUAGACAAGCAGAGAAAAUCUGACCCAAAUAGCUACAAGUCACAUCAUAGUGAAGAUUCAGAAUAAAGAGGCACACGUACCAACUCUUAAAAAACUGUAUUUUGGCUUUAGGGUCUAUCCAGUAAUUAGUACAGCAACUCUCAAACACCUCCAACCCCAAUCAUCAGUCCAUCCUUGCAUCCUCUCAGCUUCCCAUACUAACUCCCUUUAAAAUCCAUCCACUUCUAUCUCCAUUAACACCAUCCAACUUCAUUAAUUCAAAAAAUAGUUGAACACAUAAGACAUGCAUCUACUAUGCACACCUAUUACUACUCUACCAAAUGUUGGAAAUAAUAGUUGCAAUAAGACAGACAUCUUCAUGAAGCACACACUAGUAGAGAAGCAAAAAAGGUGCAGGACAUACCUAAAACAGUUACUUCCGAGGAUGGUUACAAAGGUCUCUAUGGCAGUGAGCCCAGAACAAUAUAUCCUCUAUUGCAUGGACUAUUCUAACAAUUUGUCUAUUACCUCCGGCCUCCUUAUCCCCUCUGUACGCAGUCAGAAUAACCCCCUCAAACAUGUAAAGGCUUUGUAAUAUGUCCCCAUUGCAAUCAGACUAAGAUUAAAGUUCAUUCGAGAAAUAAAAUUCUCAGCAAUUAGGUUAGGGCACUUGUUCCUUGGAAAUGAACAAAAAUGAAUCUCAGCCAUAAUGGAGUUUACAUCUUAGUGAGCGGAUACGAACUGGCGGGAGAACAGCAAGAGAAGUCAUGGCAGGAAGAGACAACGUUUUGCCUUUUUAAGUCCCACAAGUGGCCUGGCCCUGCCUCACUGUACGGCUUAGGUCUCACUGGGCUUGGGAGAUGCUGAUAUUUCCCUCCCAUGAACUUCACUCUUCCUCCUCUCAUCUACUCGAGCUUCAGUUUUCAGUUCAGAAGUUAUUUCCUUUGGGGAAAUCCCCCAAAGCCUACGGCAUUCUAGGUAUUCUAGGCUUCUGCAGCAGAGCGUUCUGUAAACACCGCUCAUAGUCUGGCUUUUACCGCCUUUGCGUUUGU